UGGUAUAUAUCACAUUUUUUUAUAAUAUAAUACUUCCCGAGAAAACCACAUAUUCGUGGUACCACGGACACAUCGGUAUUCUAAUACCAUAACCACGUGCAAUACGUCUUGCGCCACCGAGUAAUCGGGUGAGAAGGAACAUUGUGCACUUGUAUCAUGGAAUGUCCGAAACCGUCGUUCCUCAUCAGAGACCUCAUCGGAGACGUUCUACAGACUUCUAAAUCUUCGGGUAAGAGAAUAUUUCAUUUUUUUUUCCUUAAAUCACUUCCGUCAAUUUACAAUAUGUUAUAGGUAAAUUAUCGUAUACACAAUAGUGACUAAGUCCGGCUCUAAAACGAAUAAUACACGAUAAGGUUUUUUUCACCACGUACCAACAAUCGAAUACCAUUUAUUAUGAAAACCCCUAGAAAAAUCAAAAGUCUCCUUAAAGUAGCACCCCACGAAAAUUUCCUUUCAGAACUUCUUUUACUUCGGAGCAAGAUUUCUGGUAGAAUUUUUGUACACAGUAUAAAAUAAUAAUAAUAAUAAAAUAAACAUCAUUAUAAAACUAAUACAUUCUUCACUCCGCUAAGGACCUCAAAAUAGUAACGAGUUACCAAGUUAAAAAAAAAAAAAAUAUCGAUAGAAAUUGUAUUCAGCUAUAUGAGUUCAACGUUUUAAAUUCAUUUAAUCAUAAUUUAUCAAUUAUACAAUAUUUUCUACAAAAAGUUAAGUGGAAAAGUUUUUCAUGGAUAGAAUAAAAAACAAAUUUUAUUAAAACCUGUGAAAUCAAUAUAUUUCUUUCUAUAAACACAAAAUCUAAAUAAGGAAAGUUAUGUUUUCUAUGAGGUAGAUAUCUGUAUAUAGUUUUGUAUCUUACCUAUGUUUUAUUGGUAAAUAAUAUUAUAUUUGUUAAUUAUACGAGAACUAUUAUGGGAUAUUUGGGACGAUUAAUAAGGUACACAAUCAAUCUCAUAGAAAUAUUUUACUGUAAUCUGUAUUCAUUAAUCUAUAACUUUACGAAACCAAGUAUAUAUAACAAAAUUCCAGAGGCGACCUUUUAUUUUUGAAAAAUAGCGCAAAAAAAUAUUCUUCAUAUUAUGUACAUAUAUUUUAUACCAAUUGUUACGGUUAGUAUUAAAACUUGGAUAAUGUCAAAUUUUUGUUUAGUAAACUUAAUUUUGUGCUAUUAAUUUUAACAUAAAAGUGAAUUCGAUUUUUUUUCUCGAUAUUCUAAUUAUUGUAGAUAAAAAUUAUAUAAAGUAUUAAAAUUUAAAAAUCGAAUCUCGCUAAAAAAUUUAAAUAACGAACAAACCGUCAGUUUUAUGUAGGCAUAAAAAAAAACCAACGUAUAAACUUAGGCAAUGUUCUUAUGUUUGAUAAUCUGCUAAUUCAUUCUAAUAUUAAAAGUUACAACACAAAACUGGAUUUAUUGAACAAAAAUUUAACAUUACCUAAUUUUCAACAUUAGUCGUAACAUAUAUAUAUAUAUAAUAGACAAUACAAAAUAAUAGACAAAAAUAAUCACGAUUCAUGAUAAAUGAUAAACAAAAAUUAUAAAAGUUUAUAACAAUCUUUUUGAUUUCCAGCUGGAUGCAAGUAAUAAUUUUGAUAAAAAUAGUUGUUUUUUUGUGAUUAUUUAAAAAAUAACCAUGCGUAGUUAUAUAUAAUUAUAUUAACAUAGAAGAUCUCCGGAGAUAAUUAAGAUAAUUAAAUUGUUUUUUUUUUUUAUUAAAAAAAUUUAAAAAUAAAUUCUAAUUUUAUUAUUUUUGGACAAUUUUAAAAUAGCCAUUCUGUAUAAUAUAUUUUUCUGAAAAUUUGAAUGUAUCACACAUUUAUAUACGAUUAAUAGUUUCUAAGUAACAGCCGUAAUUAAUUCAACUAAUCCGUGUGAAAACCGAUGUUAUCUAGGGAAUAACUUAACCGUGUUACACAAUACGAGUAAUAUAAAAAAAAAACAGAAUUUGAUUAUCUUUAUUAUUUCCGGAGAUAUCAGACAGCCUGUAUUAUACUAGCUGUACUACCCAGCUUCACCCGUGGACAGAUUUGUAGUGUAAAAUAUUUUUAAUGUUAUUUUAUAUUUCAAUUAGUUUUCUUUUCAUUCAUGUUACCAACCUUUAAAUUUGUUUUUAUUUUAUCUGUGUUACUAUGGUAAUCCUUAACAAUGUAUAUACUCUGUGCAAUAAAUAAAUAUUACAUUAAUAAUAUACUUUUAUGUACGUAUUUGACGAUUAUUUAAAAAAAUAAUAACUCAAUUGUUAAUAUGUAUUGACAAUGAAUUAUUAUUAUUAAUUAAUCCACUUGAACGCAAUAUUUUUUAAAUUAUUUCUUAUUGAACACUUAAAGUAUUAGAGGAAUUUCUAUUUCAGAUUUCAAGUUUGUAAAUUAUAAAUUAUAUAUAAACACACUAUUUAUAAAUAAUAACUUUAUUUUCAAACCUUCAGUCAAGGAGAAAAUUAUAAAUUUAUUUGGAUACAUAGAUUUGAAUUAUUAAUAUAAAAUGCAUUACUUAAUAAUAAAUUAUACAUUGUUUUAUUAAAUUUUUUUAGAUUCUGAAUAGAGUGAAAAAGCUUAUAGUUUUACAAAGAUAUUAAUUAUUAUUAUUAAUUUUUUAUCUGUGCGCCACUUUUCUAACAGAAAACAUCAUUAACAACCAGGGUUACUAGGUUAAUAUGAUAAGCGCUAAAUAAUAAUUCAAUAAUAAUUUUUAUUCUUAUCACUUUUUUAAUGAAGUAACCAAUUUUUUCAUUAAAUGGUUUGAUUUAAAUCUGGACACAAGUGGGUACACGUCCGCGAACCCCCUCCACUACACCACUGGUUAAAAUAUAUUUUGUUAAAUGUUUAUGAUCAUAAUUAUUAUUCAUAAUAAAUUUGACAAAUAAUAAAACACACAUAAAUGUAUAUAGUGUAUAUUGUAUAUAUUUCUAAUUUGCCAAUAUUAAAUUAGUGAGAGUAGCAUAAUAUGUAGGUUUUUGGUUUAAUUUUCUGUGGACCAAAAUUGUAUGUAACAAAAUAGUUAUACCUUACAUUUUAAGAAAUAGCUUUUUUCGCGAAAUUUCUAAAUAUGACCAUGUUGCAGCCACUGUUGUAGGUGGGUAGUGGAGAAGGUGGGAUACGAAGUUAUUUAAUUUAUAUCUGUAACCGAAGAUAAACCGUUGAUAACAAAAACGAUUCGGAGUCAAGUUCGGUUAUAUAAGCACGUUUUGAAAAGCCCUAAUAUUUAGGGUGUUCGUCAAAAUUUGAUUUUAAAAAUCUUAAAAAAAAAUUAAAACUACAUUAAACUCAAAUUUUUCUUAUUGAUCACUGUAUGUACAAACAAUAAUAAACCAGUUAUUAAAUUUCCAAGCAUUUAUUUUUGGUUUAACAAUAUUAUCCACAGAGAACCUACCAAAUAAAAAUUACGUAUAAAACUCGUAAAAUUAAAAUAUCAAUAGAAGCUCAAAAAUGUCUCAAAUAUUUUGAAAAUUUGAACACGUAUAUAAAAGUAAAUAUAAGUUUUCUGUUAAUAUUUUAAGUCACUACGAAUAUUUCAAACUGAAUUAUAUACAAAAAACUAACUUUAAAAUAAUAAAAGAAUAAUUUUCGUAAAUUUUACUGUUCUUUCUACAUUUUGUUUCAGUUUUGCUCAAUUAUUUAAAAAAGUACAAAAAAAAAAAAAAAAAAAAAAAAUCAAAAAACGACUUUCUUUGGUCACCAACUAGAUUAAACAAUCAAAAAAAAAGUUCUCUUAUCGUUUAUUUAUUGGAACAAUAUUUAUAGUAAAACACAUAAGCCAUACAAAUUUAAAAUAAUGUUGUACCAUAAUUUGAAAAAAAAAAAUCGUAUGUUUCUCUUUUUUUAAUUUUUCCAAAUUAUUAGGAAAACUACUUUAGAUAUCGAAAAUUGAGUUACUUUAAUCGAGGCAAAAUAUUAAGAGGAACCAAAUUGACCUCUUGUCAUUUUUGGAUUAGAGCAAUAUUUCUGGUAUAAAACAUCGCGUAAACAUAAAACAAUAAACACGGUAAUGCCACGGCAGGCCGUAAAUAUUUACUAUUUUACUUAUAAUUCUCUAUCUGGUUUUUGCCGAUUAAUUUAAAAACCCCUUGGAAAAUAAAAAAAUAACCUUCCUAAAUCCUAAUGCACCAACAAGUCUAUACUUCGGAGGAAGUUUUUUGGUAGAAGAGUUGUUCACAGAUACAAAAUGUAAAAUACACAUACAUGAUAAUAAAACCAAUGGAUCCCUCGCUACACUCUAAAAAUUAAGAAAGUAGUACUUGUAAUUGUUACUUGUCACUCAUACUAAUAUCUUACGAGUAAACAGAAAAAAUUGUACGAGUGCGAGUGGAAGUGGCAAGUGCGAGUAAAUAGAACCGAGGUCUAUUUACUAACGACAAGUAGCUACCCCCUCGGCACCUUUAUAACUAUUGUACUCACUUGCAACUACACUCACAACGUGUGAUCGCUAAGUGGUGCUAAUCAUCAUCACAAUUUCUUUACAUCAACUUAUUCUCAAUUUAAUUAUCACUUAUUGUAUGCAAGGUAGUUAGAAUACAUCUUAUAAUAUACUACCUUGUUACUAUCUACUACCGAUAUUACCUAAUAAGUUGUGUUGUACGUCUGACCACGUAGUUAUGUUGCAUGUUAAAAGCACUAGUGUGAGUUACAAGUACUCGCAUCGUGUAAACAAGACAUUAAGAAGGUGAGGAUUAUUUUUUCAUGCAUGCUUUUACCUGUCUGUAUUUCUUGUAAACAGUGUAUAAUUUUAAAGAAACAAUGCUACAAUUUUAAGGGGUAUGCUUCAUUAAUACUCAUAUUAGUUACCUAUAUGAUAUUUUAAGUAUUUAGAACGUUUUUAGCCCAAAGUAUUUAGAUUAACCAAAUCUAAUCUAAUCAUUUAUAUGUUUAUUAAAAAAAAAAGUUCUAAUUUUCAAUGACUAAUUUUAAAAAACACCUCCUAAAACUUUUUCCUGUGUGUGUCCCUGACGUAAUUCAGCCAUUAUGUUGUUUUCUAAAUAACUCCUAUAACAACUUAAUCUAACGCUAAUAUCAUUAAACUGUAUGCUCUUAAAAUAUAGAUAAAAAUUUGUAUAAAAAAAACAUUGGUUCGUUAAAUAAAUAAACAAUGAAAUUAUUAAUUAUACGUUUACUUAUUAUAUAGGUUAAAAAACUAGUUUAAAAGUUUAAUUUUAUUUUUAAUUGAGCUUUAAAUAGAACGCUUACUACAAAUACGGUCGUUAGUUAGAUAUUAUCUGAUGUUCGUGUUAGAGUUAGUCUGAUAUACUUUGUACACCCCCGUGUAAAUAUACGAGUGGUUUUGGCGAAUCGGACGUGCUCAAGAGGGUCGCCACAUGCGACAGACCAUUGAAUUAUCACGACAGUAAUUGCGUCCUUUUAUCUGCGCACAUACCUCAUGCUGGGCAGUAUGAAAAGACUUAAAACAACUUCCCUCCACAUUUGAUUUGUUCGUGUUUUUUCUCACUGAUAAUAAUUUGAAAUACGUUUUGUUAAAUAGGACGAGGGUAGUACGUAAAUAUUUGCAAUUAUAGUCAUACAAAUAGAAGUAUACCCCAAAAAUCAAUGAAAAAUACUCGAUAAUAAACUUAAACUACUAAAUCGACGUUACAUUGGGUGUAAAAUAUAUAUUGUUGACUGUAAUGUGUUUAAAAUACAUAAAUAUUAAGUACCUAAUUUAAUAUUAUUUAUAUUUUUAACGUGUAUUAUAUAAUAUACAAUAUAAUAAUGUAGAGUUUGGUAUAAAGAAGUUUUUUCUACUUUAUAGAAAAAAAUUAAUAUUUAAAUGCAUGCCAAGAUCAAAUUGUGCAAAAUAGUUGCUCGUUUACUACUAAAUUUUUGACUAAGCAAGUUUUAUUUAUAAAUUGAUAUAUUAUUUAAGUGGUAUAAUUUUAAAACAAUCGUGUGUUUAAACAAUUAUUAAAUAUGAAUAAAACUUUGUCAAAAAAUUAAGAAUUUAGACAAAAGUUACCCUAGCCUCACCAUCUUAAAUUGUCAAAAUUGUCUUUACGUUUAGUAUAGUACAGUAUUUUGGUAUGAAAUUAAUUGUUUUUUUCUUUGCACAGGCCUUGGCUCUUUUUCAAAUAUAUGUUUUUUAUAGUCGAUCAUUACUUUUUGUAAUGUUAAAUAACAUAAAUAUAAUUAUUAAAAAGAGCUGAUACUGGGAACGUAUGCGAUUAUUGUUGGGGGAUAGUUGGAAAGGUAGGAUAUAUAAAGUAAAUUAAUUUAUAUCUGUAACCAACGAUUGCUACCAUUGCUAAUGAAAAACGAUUCGGUGCGAAGUUCGUUUAUUCAUGUUUUGAAAGGCCGUAAUGUUUGCAAUUUUUGUCAACAUUUGAUACUAAAAUUCUUAUACAUUACACUCAAAUUUGUUUUGGCCACAAAGUAUGACUUAUAAUGAACUUCCUGUCAAAUUUUCAAGCAUUUAUAUUUAGUCGGAAAAUUUCAUCCACAGAGUAGCUACCUACAAACAAAAAUUACGUAAAAACUGGCAAAAUUAAAUUAUGUAAUAAUAACUCUAAUGUUUUUAAAUUUUUCCCACAUCUAAAAAGACAAAUAUAAGCUGUCUGUCAAAAUGUCAGAUCUCUACGAAUAUUCUAAACUGAAUUAAAAUAAAUAAAAUAUAAAAUAAUAAAAAAAUGAUUUUCGUACAUUUUCCUGUUCUUCUACGUAUUUUACAGUUUUGCUCAAUUAUUAAAAAUACUACAAAGAAAAUCAAAAAAACUUUCUUAUUCACAAACUAGAUUAAAAAUGCAACAAAAGAAAGUCUAUUGUUCUAUUGGAGAAAUAUUUGUGGUAGAUGAGUUGGCCACAGAUACAAAAAAUAAAAAAAAAACACAUCAUAUUAAAACUAAUAGAACCCUAACUAUACGCUCUGAAUCUAAAAAUGGACUUAGAUGCUUUUCCUGUAUACUGAACAUAUCCGUAGUUACAAAAUAAAUAAAUUAAUAAAUGUAUUUGUUAUCACAAACAAAGAAAACCGCUGACCAAGGGUAGAAGAUAAUAUAUUAUGCAAUAAUUAAUGUGAUUAGUGGUAAGCCGAGGAUUAAGGGUGAGACGAGAGUUGCAUCGAUUGGCAUUAAUUUAGUUUGGUUAACGCGAUGUGAGUGUUAACUAAGAUAAAAUUAAGAUCAUAGGUGAAAGCAGGGACAUACAUUAAAUUUAAUUUUGAUAGUAAAAUUUUGUUUUUGAAACGAUUUUUCAAAAUCGGUAACUUCAGGGCGUGCCGUAAAUAUUUGCCGUUUUAUCUAUAAUUUUCUUUUAGGUUUUUCCCAAUUAUUUCAAAAACCCUUCGGAAAAUCAAAAAAUGACCUAUUUAAUACACAUAUAUCUUUAUAUUAAGUUGGAAAAGUAAGGUGCAUAAAGGUAUUCAAUUUGUAACUGUAAGCUGCGGUAAACCAUUACUAACGAAAAACAAUUCUAAGCGAAGUUUGUUUAUACAUUAUAUAUAAGGCUGUAAUAUUUACGAUUUUCAUAUAGAUUCAUAUAGAUUAAUUUAUCUAUAUAAAAUAUAAUAAUAAUUCAUUACACUUGUUUACAUUUAUUUUUUGACGACUAUGUGCAACUUAAUAUAAAUCUGUUAAAUUUGCAUACAUUUCUGUUUGGUCAAACAAUUAUGUCUACAUAAUAUCUACUAAAUAAACACCACGUAAAAAAUACGGAAACAUAAAAUGCCUAUAAAUAGCUCGAAAAUUGCAAUUUUUUUUUUAAAUUUUAGCACGCCUAGAUAAGUAAAUAGAAGUUUUUUUUAUAAUUGAAUAUUACAAUAAAAAAAAAAAUUGUAAAUAAUGAAACCAUUAUUAUUUCCGUAAAAUUUCCCGCUCAAAUUUGUCAUUUUUCAUUUUAUGUCUUUUUUUGAUUUUACUAGAUUAUUAAGAGGUCUAGAGUGGAAAUUAAAAAAUGACAUAUAUCUGUAAUAAUUAGAAUGCAACAAAAAGUUAUUUUAUCAUGUACUUGGAUCAUUGAGUCUCCUUAACGGCACCUACAGUGCAUAUAUUAUUCAAAAGUAUCUGGAAAUUAAUUAAUUGUGUAUUUACCUUUUUAAAGAUGUGUCCAGCGACGAAUGUACCCCUGAUAUGGAUGACCGUACGUUGGUGGCAGUCAGUAAUUUCGCAGCGCUCCCGUUAUUGGUGCAAAAGCACCAUCAGCAUCACCAUCAUUAUCAGCAGCACCAAGAUAUGUUGGCUAGCAAGGCGUGUGGCCGGAAGGUACGACGCAGGAGAACGGCAUUCACGCAUGCACAAUUAGCCUACCUCGAGCGCAAAUUCCGUUCCCAAAAGUAUCUGUCUGUGGCCGACCGCAGUGAUGUGGCCGAAGCAUUGAACUUAUCCGAAACACAAGUCAAAACGUGGUAUCAGAAUCGAAGGUUUGUAGGUUAUUUACAGUAUAUUUAAUAUUUUAUCUAUUCUAUCUAUAUCCAGUGGCACCGAAACCAACAGUCCAUGGGUGGCGGUCGCCAUCCUUCUUUUAAUGGGUGGGUGGUAGUGGAUCCAUGAUGGGUAUCUGAGCCAUAUUUUUAUCGCAUUGGUACGUAUGGAAUAUUAAUUAACAGUGUUGUAUGGGUGUUUUGAAAUCGAGGGUGGUGGUUAACAAAUCUUUUUAUCGGCCCACCUUCUUAAAAUGGUUCAGCACCACUGUCUAUAUCUAUAUCUAGAAUGGGUAUUCUCACGGGGGGGAUAUAGAGAAUGGAUCCCCCUAUGGCCUUUAUUUUAGGUUAGUGGUCUCAAAAAUACGGCCCGCGGGCCAAAUGUGGCCCGCGUACCCUUUCCAUGUGGCCCGCAAUAAAAAUACAUUUUGAACAAAAAUAUACGAAAAAAUUGGAAAAACGUUAAUUUUAUUAUUAUCUGACUAAAUACAUAGAAUAUUAUCUGACGUCCAUAAUGUUUUAUUUUUACAUUAAUCGUUCAUAAAUCCCAUUGUCCAUAAUGUUUUAUUUUUACAUUAAUCGUUCAUAAAUCCCAUUAUACUCGAUAAAGUAUUUGAAAUGCGGUAAAUCUAAUAUCUACUAAUUAUUAAAUUAAAUUACUAAAUAAUUAAUUAUCUACUAUUAAUUAAAUUAUCUACUAAGAUAAAUAUAAUUUGUUUUUCGGCGUAAGUGCAGUAAUAGUGGGUAACAGUUUGACUGUGACCAGUGUUGUUUUGUUCGUAUUAGUAACCAGUUGCUAUUCAAGUGUAAUUUUAAAUUUAAGUUUAUAUGCGUAAUUUGUUCGUUUAAAUGUCUCAUAUCAAACCGAUGAAACGUAAAAUUGACCAAGAAAAAUGGGGCCAUGCAUACUUUUUUACUAAUUCUAAUUCUCUUCCAAUAUGUUUGAUCUGUAAACAAAGUGUAUCUGUCUUGAAGGAGUACAACAUUAAGAGACAUUAUAACGUAAAUCAUGGUAAAAUUUACGAUAAAUUUGUUGAUAAAUUACUACACAUUUAAAUAUUCUCAACCUACAAUUACAAGGAAAAAACAGUCAUCACAAAUAUGUACGACUCAAUUAAUUAAUUUACCAUGAAACUUCGAUUAUGGGAAACUCAAUUGUCAUUAAAUAACUUGGUACACUUUCCUACAUUAAAACAGUUAUCCACAGAUAGUAAUGAUAGUAAAAAAUACAUUUCACACAUUUUAUUACUAAAAAAUGAAUUUAUGAAUAGAUUUACAGAUUUUCAAAAGUAUAGAGAUGAUUUUCUACUUUUUAGUGAGCCAUUUUCUAUAAAUGCAGAGCAUGCGAGGGAAGAUUUACAACUCGAAUUAAUUGGUUUGCAAUGUAAUUCUGUUUUAAAAUCAAAAUUUGAAGCUGUUGGAGUUCCAGAAAUUUUUAAAUAUCUUGGAAACAGUUAUCCAAAAUUAAAGAAAAACUUUUCUAACAUUUUAUCCAUGUUCGUUAGCUCUUAUGUAUGUGAACAAUUAUUUUCUCUCAUGAAAUUAAACAAAUCGAAAAGUGGCAAUCAAAUUUCAAAUGUCAAAUUAUAAUCUGUUUUACAUUUGGCAUCAAGAAAUUCUUAUGCAAAUAUAGACAGAUGGUACAAAAGAAAAGAUGUCAAGUUUCAAGUGCAGCUCAAAAAUAAAAAUAAACAAAUAAUUAAGAUAUUCUUAGAUUUUAAUUCUAAUUAUUUUUUUAAGUUAAUGUUCAUCACAUUUUUUCAAUGAUAAUUUUGUAGUAAUAAUAAGUGAAAUAAACAACUUUGUUUAUAUUUUUAUAAAUAAUUUUGGUAAUAGUAAUUAUAAUGAAAGUAAUUUCAUAAUACAUUAAGUAAUUUAGAAUAUUUUAGAUAAAUGGAUUUGUUGGAUAAAUGGAUGGUUUUGUUGUUAUUAUCUAUCUUUUUUGAGAAAAAUAUAGAAAGUGAUUUUUAGAAACUUCUUAAUGGAUUAACAUUGUUGGCCGUCCAUAAAGAAGUCCCAAUUAAUCCCGAAGAUGAUCUUGAUGAAAUGGCUUAAAAAUCAAGAGUAAUUGUAAAUUUGUAAAUUCAAUAAUUUAAUCAAAAAUAUAAUAUACUAUAAUUUACUGUAUAUUGUUUUUAUAUAUGAAGAGGGGUGUGGGGGCUUUGCCCCAUGGCACACUUUUUAAUACAUUUCCAUAUCCCCCCAAUAAAAAAUCCUGAGAACGCCUCUAAUAUCCUAGAUAAUAUCUAGGUUUAUAUUAUUAUAUAAAGAAGAAGCAGAAUCCUAUACUUUGUCUGUACACGGUAUUCACCAAUAAAUUGGCCUUGUCUUAGAAGAAGUUUAAAUGUAUAAUACGUCUUAGACAAUUAAUAGGUUGACAAUAAUCAAAAACGUAUAUUAAAUGCUGUAUCACUAUUUAAAUAGUCAAAAUAUACACCGCACAUUGUAAACAUGUAGGCGUGGUAGGUAAUAAAAAUCUGUUUUCUACCUAAAUAGUGAUUUUCACUUAAACAUUGCAUUUUUGGGUUACAUUGGUGGAAAAGAUGAAAUAAAUAAAAAAAGAUCAGAUACCAAUAAUGUAGAUGGGAAGCCAGGAAAGUAAUAUACAUAAAGUUAUUCCAUUUAUAUCUGUAUAUACGAUAAACCAUUGCCAACGAAAAGUCUGCACAACUAAUCGAGGGAUGUUUGUCAAUUAAAAUAGUCCGAGCUAGCGAUAGCUAGAUCUCCUAAAAUGCAUUUCUUUUUUCUCUGAAAAAAUAAGUGCAAACAAUUUUUUUACGGAACACGGGUUUGAACUCGUGAACUCCAAGAACAUUUGGCUACGACAAACAUACCUAUACUCGCAUAAUAUCAGAACUUCAAAAAGCUAUAAUUUCGAAACUAAGUCAGUCCUUUCAAUUCUGACUUCACCACCGUUAUUAAGUCAGCAAUAGGUUUACAUGUUCAAAAAAAUUAAAUAAAUUAGAUUUGUUCUACAUAAUUUUUCGUCAAAAUUUGUUAUUCAAAUUUCUUUAGAAAAAAAAAAUACUACAUUAAACUCAAAUUUUUGUUUUGACCACAAAGUAAGACUCUUAAUGAACCUUCUGUUAAAUUUUCAAGCAUUUCUCUUAAUUAUAACAUUUUUAACACUAAGUACCUCCCGAAUAAAAACUACGUACAAAACUCGUAAAAUUAAAAUAUCAAUAAAUAGCUCAAAAAUGGCUUAAUUUUUUUGAAAAUUUGACCACGUCUAGAAAAGGCAAAUAUAAUUUUUUUUUAAUGUCAAGUCUCUACGAAUAUUUUCAAUUAAAUUACAACAAAUAACAAAAAGUAAAAAUAAUAAAAGCAUUAUUAUUAUUUUCAUGAAUUUCUCGAUUUUCUUAAAUUUCAUUCUGGUUUUUCCCAGAUAUUAUGAAAACCACUUAAAAAAUCAAAAAAAUGACCUCCCAAAAGUACCAUCUGAAUAAUUCAAUAACCUUUCAGAAAUGAGUUCGUACGUAUAUAUCUGAGUAAGAUUUCUGGUAGAAGUUUUGUACACAAUAUAAAAAUAUAAACAUCUUGGUAAAACUAAUACAUUCUUCGUUACACAUAGAAUCUAAAAUAAAUUUAAUAUAAAAGAUGCUGAUACUGGGAAUGGGAGCGGCCACUGUUGUAGAUGAGAAAUUGGGAAGGUAAGAUAUUUAAGGUCAUUUCAUUUAUAUGUGUAAGCAACAAUAAACCAUUGCUUGACGAAAGACGAUUCUGAACUCAGUUCGGUUAUUCAUAAUUUUUGCGACUUUUGUUUAAAUUUGAUUUCAAAACGCUUAUUAAAAAAAAAAAAAGUCUGGUAAUUUUGGAAAUUUUACCACGUCUGGGCAAGUCCAAUAUAAGUAUUACUGACAAGUUUCAAGUCUCAACAUGUAUUUAUAGUUAAAUUACAGAAAAUAAAUCAAAAAUGUGUCUUGUGAUUUUUCGAUUAAAUAAUUUUUUUCUGUAAGUAAGUCUAAGUAAGUCUAUCCAAGUAAGUCCAAUAUAAGUAUUAUUAUCAAACUUCGAGUCUUUACGUGUAUUUACAACUGUAUUACAGCAAAAAACUCCCAAAAAUUAAAAUUCCUUAAAUGCUCAAAUGGCUCAAAAGUUUUAACUACGAUACCGUAAGAAAGUAAAUCAAAAAGGUGUUUUGUGAUUUUUUGAUUAAAUCAUUUCUUCUGGUAGAAAACGUCGUCCGUAUUUUCAUAAAAUAAUUGAGUCAUGAAAUUGUACGAUUUCCUACGUUUUUUCCACUGAAGUGCUUUUAUUUAAAAAAUAACGUCAAAAAUCAAAAAAAUUACAUAUUUAAAGUACCAUCUAGAUAACUUGAUAAAAUUUAUUUUUUUUUUUGGAUUUUCUGGUGAAUAAGUGAAUUCAGUAACUAUAUAAGAAUAAUUCAAGCAUUGAAGAAGUUCGUUUUCUAUAUUUAAUUAAUAGAAAUAAUGCAUUUAAUCAAUUUGAUAUUGUGGUAGACCUCAUAGAAUCAUAGAACAUGAUAAGAUAAAACCGAUAAGAAUAAUUAUUUACAGUGUCCGUGUCCUAUUCCUACAUAAUAUAAGCCGUCGGCAGCCGCAGACUUCAAACACCAUCUAUGAAGAUAUAACUCAACUAACAUUGGUUUACAUUUUUUUUUUUAAUGGCAGAAGACAAAUAUUUGCGCUCCUUAUACAACUUAAAAUUAUGACACCCUUAGGCCCAGGCCUGCUUGACCUAUUCGUUAAUUUGCCCCUGCCUAUAACAGUGGCUGCACUUAUUUCUAUUAUCCUAGGAUAGCUUUUUUUUCGGUCUGUAAAGAACUUUUUCCUUAGAAUUCAUCCUCAAAACAUGACAAUAAACUUUGUUGCAUAUUGGCUGUAGUUGGUUCUUUAUAAUUUUAUAAUAUAAUGUAGAAUUUGGUUUUUAUAAUAAUAUAAUGUUUUUUAUAAAUUAGAAUUUUAAAUUUUGACUUAAAUCAUGAUCAAAUUCAUAAAAUCAAAUUUCAAAACCUGUAUAAUGGAAUUCCGCUCAGAAUCGUUUUUUUUUUUAGCAAUGAUUAAUAGUUGCGAAAAGAUAUACAUUCAAUUCUCCUUUAUAUCAGCUACUUUCCCAAUUUCUCAUAUACAACAAUGACCAAUCCAUCGUGCAAAAUAUGUCCGUCUCUUUGGUUAUCAUUUGUAAAUAGUCUAAAUGACCAAUUACCUAAAUACCAAUACCUAUGCCUUAAAAAUUAUUUAUUUAUUUGGUAUCUAUAUUAUGAAUAUUAGGUACGUAGGUAUUGAUUACUUUUUUUUGGUGUUUGAAUUGCAAUAAAUUAAUAAAUAACACCACCGUUUACGUUUUAGGACAAAGUGGAAACGUCAAAAUCAGUUGCGACUCGAUCAAUUGCGACAACAAUCUGUGGAACCACAAUCGGACGCGUCCACAGACUACGGACAGCAUAGUAAACAGCAGCAGCAACAGCACAGGCUGCUCGCCGAAGAACCUCAUCACAGCCACCAAGAGCACCGUGUGUUCAUGCCGGUGGCUGAUCCGGAAGCUGAAGCGUCGGCCACCACGUCGUCUUCAGCAGUGGCAGCGUUCAUUGGGACACCGUACCAAGGGGUACACAACGGCGCGCGGUGGAAUUUCCUGACGACGGCCGCGGCCAUCGUGAGGAACGUAUCGUACGUCCACGGAUGUAAUAUGUAG
Molecule: messenger RNA, 13990 nt
Organism: Cinara cedri
Lineage: Eukaryota; Metazoa; Arthropoda; Insecta; Hemiptera; Aphididae
Source: the annotation of a GenBank genome assembly